This is a messenger RNA of Kogia breviceps (pygmy sperm whale), 1830 nucleotides long. Its product is annotated as solute carrier family 22 member 1. Gene Ontology annotation, cellular component: membrane. Gene Ontology annotation, biological process: transmembrane transport. Lineage: Eukaryota; Metazoa; Chordata; Mammalia; Artiodactyla; Physeteridae. The record is from RefSeq and is a predicted model, not a curated record.
GCCAGAGCUGAGGGCGGUGGUUCAGUCAUGCUCACUGUGGACGACGUUCUGCAGCAGGUCGGGGAGUUUGGUCGGUUCCAGAAGCAAACGUUUCUCCUCCUCUCUCUGCUCUCUGCCGCCUUCGCCCCCAUCUACGUGGGCAUCGUCUUCCUGGCCUUCACCCCGGACCACCGCUGCCGCAGCCCCGGGGUGCCCGAGCUGAGCCGUCGAUGCGGCUGGAGCCUGGCCGAGGAGCUCAACUACACGGCGCCGGGCCCCGGGCCCGAGGGCCAGGCCUUCCGCCGCCAGUGCCGCCGCUAUGAGGUCGACUGGAACCAGAGUGCCCUCGGCUGCGUGGACCCGCUGGCCGGCCUGGCCGCCAACAGCAGCCUCCUGCCUCUGGGCCCCUGUCGCCACGGCUGGGUGUACGACACGCCCGGCUCCUCCAUCGUGACCGAGUUUAACCUGGUGUGCGAUGACUCUUGGAAGGUGGACCUCUUUCAGUCCUGUGUGAAUGUGGGCUUCUUCCUGGGCUCCCUGGGCGUCGGCUACAUUGCAGACAGGUUUGGCCGAAAAGUAUGCCUCUUGGCCACCACCCUCAUCAGCGCCAUCUUGGGCGUCCUGACGGCGGUCGCUCCAGACUACACGUGCCUCCUGCUCUUCCGCCUGGGGCAGGGGCUGGUCAGCAAGGGCAGCUGGACGGCUGGCUACACCCUGAUCACAGAAUUCGUGGGCUUGGCCUACAGAAGAACGGUGGCGAUCCUCUACCAGGUGGCGUUCACGGUGGGGCUCGUGCUGCUCUCCGGGCUGGCCUACGCUGUCCCUCACUGGCGCUGGCUCCAGCUGGCAGUCUCUCUGCCCACCUUCCUCCUCCUGCUGGGCUGCUGGUUUGUGCCCGAGUCCCCCCGAUGGCUGUUAUCGCAAAAGAGAAACACUCAAGCAGUAAAGAUAAUGGGCUACAUAGCCCAAAAGAAUGGGAAAUUGCCUCCUGCUGAGCUAAAGAUGCUGUCUCUGGAAGAGGAUGUCACUGAAAAGCUGAGCCCCUCGUUUGUAGAGCUGUUCCGCACGCCGCGCCUGAGGAAGCACAGCUUCAUCCUAAUGUGCCUGUGGUUCACCAGCUCCGUACUCUACCAGGGCCUCAUCAUGCACAUGGGCGUCACCGGCGGGAACCUCUAUCUGGACUUCUUCUACUCUGCUCUGGUCGAAUUCCCGGCAGCUUUCAUUAUCCUCGUCACCAUCGAGCGCUUCGGCUGCCUCUGCGCGCUGGCUGGGUCCAAUCUGGUGGUGGGGGCAGCCUGCUUCCUCAUGAUCUUUAUCUCACACGAUCUGCACUGGUUGAAUAUCGUGGUAGCUUGUGUUGGCCGAAUGGGAAUCACCCUCGCGUUCCAGAUGGUGUGCCUGGUGAAUGCUGAGUUGUACCCUACGUUCCUCAGGAACCUUGGAGUGAUGGUGUGUUCCUCCCUGUGUGACUUGGGUGGGGUCCUCACCCCCUUUCUGGUCUUCAGGCUGAUGGAGGUUUGGCAAGGCUUACCACUCAUUUUGUUUGCGGCUCUGGGGCUAGUUGCCGGGGGAAUGACGCUGCUUCUUCCGGAGACCAAGGGGGUCGCUUUGCCGGAGACCAUCAGGGACGCAGAGAACCUGCGGAGGAAAGCAAAGCCCAGAGAAAACAAGAUUUACCUUCAAAUCCAAACAUCAGAAUCCAACUCUCAGGCACCCGAGCGGGAUGCUUCGCUGGGCACCGGGUGGCGGAGAUGAGGACAGAGCUGUCAUCGGAAGAAAUGCUCUGAAGCCCUAAGCUUUUCCUCCCACUUGCCCGCCCCUGAGUCAGUAUCAGUUCUAAAGAACGCUAAA